GUUGUUUUGUGCACAAUGUGCAGAUUAUGUCAGUACAGAGUUAGAGGCGGUGAUUACACUGCACACACCAGCAUUGCACCCCAGAUGGGGAAUACCCUUCCUUACUUUGUUUGGAAGCUGUGUUGUUAAACUGCUCACACACACACACAUGCUGCAGAUCCUCAAACUCUGCAGCCUGCGCUCGGGCUUCAGGAGAAAAAGAAUUGGGGAUGCUGGAAAUCUGAACCAACAAACAGAAAUUGCUGGGGAAUGUGAAACGAAAGCAGAGAGAGAGAGAGAGAAAUACAGAAUCUCAGCAGGUCUGGCAGCAUCUGUGGAGAGAAAUCAGAGUUAACGAUUUCGACCGAGUGACCCUUCUUCAGAAACCCUGGUAAAUUAAGUGGUUCCACGGCCCACCGGGAACUCAGUACAUCUUCCAUCCUGGUGACAGCAGCAGAAAGGACAGUGUACAAUGAGUCCGAGUCAUGGUCCGAGAGGAGGAGGAGCUCGCUGAGAUUUCUGUUUGCAGAGUGGGAGAUGGAGAGCAAUGGUGAGGAGAAGGUGGAGCUGGAAGAUAUACUGAAGAAACUGCAGGACGAUGGACUGGACACUGAUGCCUGCUCUGCAACUGAGCAUCUCAGUCACCUGUGGCGCAUAUACCUGCGGGCUGAGGGCACGCUGCAAGCCACCAUGCAGGAUCUGGAAGGGGUGCGACAACAACAGGCUUCCGAGAUGAAAGAGGUAGAAAAUUAUGUGGAUCACAUCCGCAACCUGUCGGAGGAGCGGGAGGCACUGACAGCUGAAUACGAGCGGGAGAAUGAGCUACUAAAGAUGGAGUUACAGCGACUGAAGUUAGAACAAGAGACGCAGGUGAAGGAAGUGGAAGAGAUGUUGGAGCAAGAAGGUCUAGCAGAGAUUGCGCACAGUGGUCCAAGUGAGCAAGUAGCAUAUCUUCUUGUUGAACGUGCUACACUGCUAGAAAAGUUGGAAUCAGCAGACAGAAAUGUGGAUUCUCAGAGUGUCACAGGGAGCAUUCGUGAGACACACUUGCAGGACCAAAUGCGGCAAACCCUGGAAGAGGAAUUGAAACAGCAGCGGGAGACCAUGCAACGCACCAAAGAAACCAUGGCAAAGGAACCUUUAUCAGAACCUGCAAGUCCAUGGAAGAAGCUAUUUGGGGUUCGUCAGCAGACGCACAGCGUCUCCAAAGACAUAGCCACACAUGAAGAGGACCUGGAGAAAGAGAGGAAGCUUCGGGAACGAGCAGAGAGAGAUCUGGAUGAGGCAGCACGGCGAUUAGAGAUGGCACACGAGGAAAUCCGUCGACUAACGGAUGAAUUGGACAUGGAGAGAAAAGUUCAUAGCAGUAAUGACACAACUCUUCAGACUGCUUGUCAGGAGAUCAAAACGCUGAAGGAGGAGGUGUCUAAGUUGGUAGAGAGCGACUUCAUGGAACUAGAUAAAGCCAAAGAACAGAACAGCAAACUGGAUGAAGAAAUCCUGGCACUACGUGAGCGUGUACGAUCAUUGGACUCAGAACGGAAAUCCCUUUUAGAAGUAGUUGACAACCUUCAAAAAGCCCAGCCAGCACAGGCACAACAACCCAGUAGUCUGCAAAAUAAAAUGGAUCAGCUGAAACCAGAAAAUAAGGAGGAACCAGCCCAACAAGUGGGUUCCCAGUCACAACCAAUAAAAGAGAUUCCUGUGCCAGCUGUUCGUAAGAAGCACAAGAUACUUUCAUCUUCACGUUCACCUAGUAAGGAAUGCCCUGUAACAGAUGUGGAACAGGAGUCAUUACUCUUGGAUUCAGGCCAUGACAUGCACCAUCCAAAAUCGGAGGCACUCCACAAAAGGUGCCACCAUGAGAUUAAUCGGUUAGACUCUAAGAACCAUGAUCUGCAACGGAAGUUGCACAGACUGCAACAGGAUCUCGAAGAGCUGAUGAUGAGGAAUGAGACACUUGAGACUAAUUUGGGAGAACACCGUAAUCACCCUAGAGAUGGCCAGCAUAGCACUGACUGUGAGAAGGAAGUACUAAAAGCUAAGAUCACCAGUAUGGAAACUGAUUAUGCAAAACUUAAGAGGAAGUACAAGGAGCUUAAAGCAAAAAGUCAUGAAGUGAUCAGUGCUGUGAGUAAGGAGCAAGAUAUUCAGGAGCAGUUAAAAAGGAGUCAAAUGACAAUGGAGAGCGUACAGCAAAGGCUUGAAGAAGAAGUUAAAAACCGGGAGUAUCUUGAAGGAGCACUAUCUAAUGCCCAGCAGUCAAAAAUACGAGCAGAGGAGGAGCUGGAGGCUUUCAGAACUCAAGUCCACUAUCUGAGCAUGGAAAUAAAGAAUUAUCAUGCAGCAGCAGAACAGAAUCAAGCAUUAAAUGCUGCUCUUGAAAGGAUGCAAUUGGAGAAUAAUGCUCUAGAACAGAAGCUCAACAAGAUGCUGGAGGAUCACAGAGAGAUAUCCAAUUGUCAGGGAAUACAAAACAACUGUUGGAAAGAAAUGGCAGAUAAAUACCAAUGCCAGAUAGCCGAUUUGAAGAAAACCAUACAGAAACUCCAGGAGGAAAAAGUCAGUGCAUUCAACCAGAUGACCGAUCCUUCCAACAAAAAUCUAGAAUUUAUGCAGCAGCAACUCAACACAGUGCUAAAGGAAAACCAGCAGCUGAAUGAAGACAAUCUUAUUUUGCGGCAGCAAUUGUGCAGCGACCAGCAUGGCAGUCAGAAUAUGAACCAGGAGAUUUGUAAAUUACGGCAACAGCUUAAUGCCAGCCAGCAGGAGUCCAAACUACUCGCACAGGAAAAUUAUACCAUUCGGCAACAGCUGGGCUGCAGCCAGCAGGAGAACCAGCGCCUGAACCAAGAAGUGUCCAACAUACAGAAACAGCUGACUGACCUAGUUCAUUCUAAAGAACAAGUGGAAGACAACAUUACUCAGGUGCAGCUGCAAGCUCUGAAGCUGGAAAUUAGCCAGUUACAGAAUUCACUCGAAUUAGAACAGAAAAAUUCUUACCAGCAUAAACAAGCUCUAGAAUUGCAGUUGGAGGAAGCAAACAACAGGGCUAAGUCUCAGGAAAUGUUACUGCAGCAGCACACAGAGGAGUCCAGACAGAUGCGGCAGGAUUUACAAAGAGUACAUAAUCUGUGCAGCACUGCAGAGAAAGAACUGAAGUACAAGAGAGAACAACUAAUAGAACUGCAAAGGCAAAUUUCUCUGCUUGAUCAGGAAAAUAACAGGAUGAAUUUGGAGUACAAAACAGCACAGUGUAGGGUGUCUGAACUGGAUCAACACAACUUAGUAUUGAAAUCUGAAAAUGAAAUGAAGCAGCAGAGGCUGAAAGAACUGGAAAUGGAAUCUAACAAGACCUUCCACCUCAGCAAACAGUUAAAGAGUGUACAAGAUGAACUCGUAGCAGAAAAAAACAAAACUCAAAGUGCAGAAAAAAAGACUGCAGAGAUACAGCAGCAGUUGUGCAACAUUCAGCAUCAGCUACGACUCUCAGAGGCACGAAAUAAGGAGAGGGAGGUGUUGGAGACGGAACUAAAGGAAAGUAGGGACACAGCAGCCAAGCUCAAGAAUCAGCUACAAGAGGAACUCCUUCAGAGGAAACUUGCAGACCAGAACACAGAGGAGCUCCAGAAACAAAUCAAGUCAAUGUUAGAAAAGGAAGGGUGCUUAGCACGGGGCAAAUGUGACCUUGAGCAGCAAAUGCAGCAACAGGAAUCACGGAUGCAUGUUCUUGAAGAGGAAAAGGAGGCCUUGUAUUCUGAGAAUCUCAGUAAUCAAAAGGCUAAUAAGAAAUUGAUGGAUGAAAUUUGUACGCUCAAACAAGAGAUAGAGAAACUUAAGGAAGAGCUGCAGAACAUGUUACAACAAUUGGAUUCACAAGUCAGAUUGUAUAAUGAGAAACAGAUGAGACACAAACAGAAGCUGCGCAAAGCUAAAGAGAUCUUUAUCCGUGAAGUGAUGCUGCGAGAUGGUAAAAUAAAACACUUGGAAAGUGAAAUCAAAUUGAUGAAAAACCUAAUGGAUAAGGAACACGCCUGGAACAUGAAGGUUACAUAUGAAAACGAUCUGCUUCUUGUUGAGAAACGGGAGCUUCUACAACAGUUGAGUGAGCAAGAGGACGCUGUGCGGAACAACAAUUCAGUUGUCUGCAACGUAAAGCACAGGAUUAACUACUUGGAAGAGGAGAACAAACAGCUUCAAGAUGAGACUGUGAAGUUGAGUGACCGGCUUGGCUCUUUGGAGCGUUCUCUGAAAAUAAUUAAGACGGAUCCUUCAAAGUCACAGCAUCCUGAGAAUUUGUCCGUGUCCUUUCCCCAGGAUGUUUGCAGGCUUCCUUACAAUGACACCUCUUUAAAGAGUGGUACCUUCAUGUCUUCAACACGUGAAACACCGUCACCAAAUGAUCAUAGCAAUUUCGGUUCUUUGGAAAGCAUUCGGCGUACCAAAACACUGGAGAGUUCUGAUGGCACAAAAUCUACAUUUCCAACACUGUCACUUCAUUCAGAUGUGGGCUACUUAAACUUGACAAGCUCCCCACGGUACAGGGACCAGGAGGAAUUCUGCAGUCUAGCCAGUGAUGAGGUGUGAUCAGGCCAUGAAGAGACAGCAGUAGAUCGAAUACAAUUUUAAGUGGAUCCUGAUUAUACAUCCUAAGCAAAUUUGCCAACUGGAUCAGCCACGAGGUGUUUCUAUCUGGAGUUAAACUAAUGCUGGCAAUGGGGCCAGGUACAUAUUGACUCAACCUUCAGCAAGCUGUUGUCUUUGUCACAUUGCCUAACAAGAAUAUUAACACAUCUUUCUCUGGAUGAGUAGUGCUAGAUUGGUUAAAAUACCUGACUUAACGCUGGUCUGGCUAUUGCACUUACAAGCAUACAGGUACUGGUGUCAUACCAGUAUUACAAAGAUCAAGGGUGCAGGCUGGGUGUACAAAACCUCGAUUGUUCUAUGUUCUAAAGACUGCAGGGCUCUCCCAGUUUUAAAAUGAGCUUUGGCACUGCUAUCCAAUUUGUAUGAGAACAAAUAACUCACCUGUAUGAGUAAUUGGUUUGCCCACAGUGUAGUUUGAAUCUGUUACUUAUGCUGAAUGUUGUCAUGGAGCUUUGCAGUUGUACUUGUAAAAUAAUUAUAUUGCAGUAAAUUUGCACAGUUUGGGAAAACCAUAAGGAAACAGCAUUGGGACGCCAGAUUGUAAAGCAGUGUUUUGACUACUUUCUGAAUCUGAUGCCUUCUUAUACUGUAUUUGUUCCAAAUUACUUUCACUAGAUAUUCUGAACUGUAACAUAAGCAGAAUGCAGAUUAUUUCUGCCAGGCAUCUGCCUUGAUGCCUUGUCAGCAAAGGCCCCAGGUGCAAUGGACCAUCACCCAAGAUUCAGUCCCAAGGACUGCAUAAUCUCAGUAUUUCAAAGCUAGGAUUGCCUUCCACAUCAGCAGACAGGAGAAGGACAAAAAUGAACCAGUAUGCCUCUUCUGAUCCCAAUUGCAAAUGAGUCAGGCCAGAAGGAAGCCCCUCACAAUCAAAAUGUCUGUGACACUUACCAUGGAACUGUACCAGUGCUAAAUGGCUGUUUUGAGAGGUAUAAAAGUGUGUCCACACCCAAACUAGUCUGUACCUUCUUUAGAAGUGGGAGAACAGGAGUAAGCAAGGAGUCCUAUCAGAAGCAUUCUUCUUGCUGAUCUCUUGAGAAAGGCAGAUACUUUUUAACUAAAACCCAAAUUACAAACAUUUGAAAACAUGAAAAUAGAAAAGUAGUACCAGAAAUCCAAACAGCAAACAGUCGAUUACACAAUAGUGGUUUCCUCUGUGUUUACUCUGCCUCUGCUGCAUUGCAGUUAAAAUGCAAUUGCUGCUUCUGGGCUAGCUGGUGCAUCAACCUGUCAGUACAGGUGGGUAGCAACUGCAGGUUAACAACUCCUUUGGAGAAUAAGUUCUCAAUUUAGGCUUUGCCACAGAGUGAGGGCAGGAAAAGAGGGGCAAUGGAGUUUUGAUGUUUCCGCAGAAGGUCAUGAGGGAAUGUCUUGAGAGUCACCCCAGAUGACUCCCUGUUAGGUAUCCUAACUGUCAGGCCGAGGGAAGAGCGGAAAGGCCCAAAUACAGGUCACCUCCAAGGGAUUUGUGCUUGAGGGAAACCUUGAGAGUGAGGAAAAAUGUAAUUAAAAUAAAUGGUCCAAAACAAUGUGAGAUUGGAACUCUAUUGAUUUAGUAAAUGGGAGAAUAAACUGGGCAUUAAUGCAAUUCAACAGUUAAGAAUCCAGUUAUGUCAAGAAUCUCAGUGAGUAUCUGCCUUAUUACCUCAUGGGCAAGGCCACAGUCACUUAAAUAGAAAAAUUCAGUCCCAAAGAUCAACCUAGCUUUUCUUCCCAUUUUUGCUUCUUCCUCUAAACUGGAGAUAGUUUUUUUUAAUGAAUUAGAAUUAAAUAUUACGGUUUCAGGAGAAAUCUUUGCUCAGCUAGUAAACACUAUAAUGGGCAUACUUAAAUCUGAUGACAUUUAACAUAAUUACAAACUCUUAAGAAGUUUGAGAGAAUUAAUUCACAGAAUUAAGUUUGAAAGAUGCAAGAUUAAUAGAUUCAACUUCUUCAUCAUGGAGAUGAGUAUAUGAAGCAGACUGCUCAAGGAGAUUGUGGGGACAAAGUAUUGGAAUGAAUCAAAAGGGUAUUGAAUAAAUAUUUGGCAAAGAAAUAGACUCAGAGUGCAAAUAGAGUCAUAGAGUCAGAGAGAUGUACAGCAUGGAAACAGACCCUUUGGUCCAACCUGUCCAUGCCGACCAGAUAUCCCAACCCAAUCUAGUCCCACCUGCCAGCACCCGGCCCAUAUCCCUCCAAACUCUUCCAAUUCAUAUAACCAUCCAAAUGCCUCUUAUAUGUUGCAAUUGUAACAGUCUCCACCACAUCCUCUGGCAGCUCAUUCCAUACACAUACCACCCUCUGCGUGAAAAAGUUGCCCCUUAGGUCUCUUUUAUAUCUUCCCCUUCUCAUCCUAAACCCAUGCCCUCUAGUUCUGGAUUCCCCGACUCCAGGGAAAAGACUUUGUCUAUUUAUCCUAUCCAUGCCCCUCAUAAUUUUGUAAACUUCUAUAAGGCCACCCCUUAGCCUCCGACACUCCAGGGAAAACAGUCCCAGCCUAUUCAGCCUCUCCCUAUAGCUCAAGUCCUCCAACCCUGGCAACAUCCUUGUAAAUCUUUUCUGAACCCUCUCAAGUUUCACAACAUCUUUCCGAUAGGAAGGAGACCAGAAUUGUGCGCAAUAUUCCAACUGUGGCCUAACCAAUGUCCUGUACAGCUGCAACAUAACCUCCCAACUCCUGUACUCAAUAAAUGGUGCCUACUGUUUUACAAGCUUUGGAUAAACAAGGUGUGGAGUAUUAUAAGCUCUCAAGAACCUUGUAGAUUCCUAUUCCUAUUAAAAGCUGAUUAAACAGAGGGAGGGUGAAUAGAAGUACUAUUUUUUCCAAAUCCCUACUCAUUCCAUGUAUAAUUAAACCUGAUUGGAUGAACCUGGCUGGGGUCCAGUUUGAAAAGGUGAAAUUAUCUCAUGCUAGAGAAGCUUCAAUUCAAGUUACAGAAGUAGUAUCAAAGCAUAAAAUAAUUGACGGUCCAAGAUUGUCGGAACAAAACAAACAUUAGCAUGAUUCCCAUGUUACAAAAAGGUGCUGAAACAUAAUUUGUUCCCAAACUAUAUUCAAGUUUACAUAGUUCUUAAAGCUAACUUUUACAUGGAAGCAUGUUAGAUUAUGACCAGUUAUUUAGGUAAAAACAAGGGCUGCACAUGCUGGAAACCAGAGUCUAGAUUAGAGUGGUGCUGGAAAGCACAGCAGGUCAAGCAGCAUCCGAGGACCAGGAAAAUCGACGUUUCGGGCAAAAGCCCUUCAUCAGGAAUAGAGGCAGGGUGCCUGCAGAGU
Messenger RNA from Hemiscyllium ocellatum (epaulette shark), 7876 nucleotides. It is a transcript of the gene ccdc30, whose product is annotated as coiled-coil domain containing 30. The transcript has 29 exons. Bases 517 to 4566 code for a protein of 1349 amino acids. NCBI's taxonomy places the organism in Eukaryota, Metazoa, Chordata, Chondrichthyes, Orectolobiformes, Hemiscylliidae. The record is from RefSeq and is a predicted model, not a curated record.